AUGUCUACUCAUCUCGCUGCCGUCCUAAAAGGCAAAGGCCAAAACUUUGAGAUCGAAUCUCGUCCCACCCCAAAGCCCGGACCAAAUGAACUCCUCGUCGCUGUCAAGUCUGUCGCGUUCAACCCGGCAGACACUUUUAUGCGCAGCCAAGGCUUCUUCAUCACCGAGUACCCUACAGUUACCGGCUUUGACAUGGCAGGUGUCGUUCUUGAAGUCGGCGAGAAUGUUCCGACUGGCAACGACAAGAGCACUCUCUGUUUCCGGCCUGGAGAUCGAGUCGUCGCUUACUCGGCCUCAGCCUGGAGAUCCUGCGCGCCAGACUAUGGAGCCUUUCAAGAGAAAUGUCUUGUUCCAUGGCAACAUGCCGUAGCUAUUCCCGAUACCAUGUCAUGGAACGAUGCUGCGACGUUACCCGUGUCUGUACAGGUACCACUCAGUGCCUGGGAUCAGAUGGGCAUUCCAAGGACAAACGAAAAAAGAAAUGAAUCAAGUACGCCAGUCCAGAAGAAUGAAAUUCUACUUAUCUGGGGAGCCUCCUCAAGCGUGGGCACAAUGGGCGUUCAGUCAGCACGUAUAAUGUGCCAGGAUCCAACAUCUCCUUUUGUAGCGGUGUAUGCCACGGCUGGAUCUGACAAUCUUGAAUACAUUCGUUCUCUAGGUGCGGACUGUGUAUUUGACUACAAAGACCCAGGAGCCGUGGACGCGAUGGUUUCCGCAGCUCAGAGCAGCAAUCUGAUCAUCCGCCAUUGCUUUCUCGCCGUUGGAAAGUUAUCUCAAUGCCAAGAUGUGCUUAAAGCCUUUGUCAAAUCUGGCGACAAGUCAGCGAAGAUAGUCUCGGCACCUCGACUUCCGGAAGACGCAAAAGAUGUGGAGGGAGUAGAGGUCAUGUUCGUGACGCCAUCGACGGUGGAAGAGGAAAGGUUGGAGGAGUUCCGAUACUGGCUGGGUACAUGGUUGAGGAAUAGACUCGCCGAGGGGUCUGUGAGACCAAGCCCUGAGCCAACUGUUGUCGGAAAGGGCUUGGAGUUCAUCAACAAGGCGUUGGAUAGAAUGGCUCAAGGAGUGAGUUGCACAAAGUUGGUGGUGGAGAUUGACAAGUAA
This is a messenger RNA of Fusarium poae, 1101 nucleotides long. RefSeq lists its product as uncharacterized. Lineage: Eukaryota; Fungi; Ascomycota; Sordariomycetes; Hypocreales; Nectriaceae. The record is from RefSeq and is a predicted model, not a curated record. Bases 1 to 1101 code for a protein of 366 amino acids. The transcript has a single exon. Gene Ontology annotation, molecular function: oxidoreductase activity, acting on NAD(P)H.